Molecule: messenger RNA, 945 nt
Organism: Anopheles nili
Lineage: Eukaryota; Metazoa; Arthropoda; Insecta; Diptera; Culicidae
Gene: Trax
Product: translin-associated protein X
Exons: 2
Coding region: 1-945 (314 amino acids)
Cellular component (GO): nucleus; cytoplasm
Molecular function (GO): RNA binding; RNA endonuclease activity; sequence-specific DNA binding
Source: RefSeq, a predicted model, not a curated record
AUGAGUGGGUAUCGAGGAAAUCGACGUCAUAACUUUGGAAAAUCCGGCGGAGGAAGACGCUUCAAAGAGAACGAAAAUGGCGCCAUCGACGAGAAUAAUCCGAUCAUCCAGAGCUUUCGCGAAUACGCGGGGAUACUAGACGCCAAGCACGAUCGGUAUGAACGAAUUGUGAAAAUCAAUCGCGAUAUCACUAUCGAGUCGAAGCGCAUCAUCUUUUUGCUACACACUAUUGAUCCAAGAAAAAAUAAUCAGCAAGCCGUUUGCGAUGAAGCUAAAAGCAGGAUUGAGAACAUCUUUAACAACCAUUUCGUUGCCAUAGCGAAAGAACUUCACGGCCAUGAUCCUUAUCAAUAUUCCCGAGCAUACACCAAUGGUAUGCAAGAGUUCAUUGAAGCCUAUAGUUUUUACGAAUAUUCUUGUGGACAAGAUAUUUCGCAUUGCGAUUCCAUCCAACAAAAGCUCACUUAUAAAAUACCCAAGGAUAAACCUAACAAAGAAGAGUAUAUAGACGAAACGAAGAAUGUUGAGACAUCUUCCGAGACCAACGUGAAAGAGGAUGCGGUUGUUGAAAGUACGUGUGACGAACUGUGCUGUUUCCUUCAUCCACAAGAUUUCAUACUAGGCUUGGGUGAUCUUAGUGGCGAAGUAAUGCGAAAGUGCAUAAAUUCCCUUGGAUCAGGAAAUUCCGAUAGUUGUUUUGCUCAUUGCCGCUUCAUGCAAGAAAUGUACAAAGGAUUUCUCAGUGUAACAUCAGCUCGGAGUCGAGAUUUUUCGCACAAGAUGAUUACAUUGCGGCAAAGCUUGCUGAAAAGUGAAAAUGUGUGCUACAAUGUAACUGUACGUGGAGGUGAAGCGGCAAAAUGGGGCACAACCGAUGAAGGCUCCACAGCAGUGUUUCAAUUUCAACCACCAAAAGAUGACGACGACGAGGGCGUGUUUUUCUGA